Messenger RNA from Aspergillus tanneri, 1398 nucleotides. RefSeq names its product MFS transporter. Bases 1 to 1398 code for a protein of 465 amino acids. Lineage: Eukaryota; Fungi; Ascomycota; Eurotiomycetes; Eurotiales; Aspergillaceae. The transcript is spliced from 5 exons. Gene Ontology annotation, molecular function: transmembrane transporter activity. The record is from RefSeq and is a predicted model, not a curated record. Gene Ontology annotation, biological process: transmembrane transport.
AUGUCGAUCUCCCCCGGCUACCAACUGCAAGGCACCCUCAAAUUCACCCCCCAUUCCCCCCAGAACCCUUCCUGCUGGUCUCUCUCGCGCAAGAUCCCCAUCGCCCUGGUAGCUCUAUUCACCGUCAUGAACAGCGGACUGAGUGCCUCUCUCCCCAGCAAUGCCAUCCCCUAUCUGCGUCCCGAAUUCCACCUAUCCGACGGUCCACAGACCAGUCUACCGACCUCCCUCUUUCUGGUCGGAUACACGGUGGGCCCGCUGGUCUUCAGUCCGCUCAGCGAGACCGUCGGUCGUCGACUCGUUCUGCUGUCUACAUUUGGGGUCUUUGUGCUGUCCACGCUGGGAUGUGCCCUGGCGCCCAACUGGCCGGUGCUUUUGGUCUUUCGCUUCCUCUGUGGGAGUAUGGGAUCGGCGCCACAGACCGUCGUGGGAGGCAUCUAUGCGGAUCUUUUCGAGGAGAGGAGAUCGAGAGGAAGGGCGAUGUUGUUGUACAUGUCGGCUAGCAGUUUCGGUCCCAUCCUGGGCCCUAUUAUAUCCGGCUUCGCCUCUCCGCAUAACUGGCGCUGGACAUUUUGGAUCGAGUUGAUCUUUGCAGGUUGUACCUUUGUGGGUUUGGUUUUUGUCCCUGAAACAUUCGCUCCGGUCCUCCUCAAACGCGAAGCUACUCGUCUGCGCAGUCAAGGCCUAGAUGUCUCUCUGGCGCAGGAGAAGAUGGACAUGGUCCGUAUCCUGCAGCGUCCUCUAGCCAUGCUGGUCUUGGAACCGAUUAUUUCCUGCACGGCGUUGUUUAUCGCGUUGGCGUAUUCGUUUGUGUUUUUUUAUUUGCAGGCAUAUCCGAUUAUUUUUGGGGGGGUGUAUCAUUUGAGUAUUCAGACGACUUCGUUGGCUUUUUUACCUGUUGGGAUCGGAGCUUCCAGCACCGCAUUCUCUGCCCUCGCCUACGACACCUACUACGAACGAGCCAAAAAAGCCGGUCAACAAUGGACAAACAGCCCAGAACUGCACCGACUGCCCAUCUCCUGCAUCGGCGGCAUUGGACUGACCGUCUCAUUAUUAUGGCUGGCGUGGUCCUCUCGACCGUCCAUUCCCUGGGCCUUACCGAUGUCAUCGGGGCUGCUCUUCGGCUUCGCAUACCAAACCAUUUUCAUCUCGCUGCUGACCUACGUGACAGACGCGUACACGAUCUACUCGGCCAGUGCGCUGGCCAGCUCGGUCAUCCUGCGCAGUCUGCUCGGGGCGGUGUUUCCCCUCGCGGUGCGGCCGAUGUAUAAUGCUUGGGGAGUGGCGUGGGCAACGAGUUUCGUGGGACUAUUGAGUCUGUUGUGUGUGCCGAUUCCGUUUGGGUUGAUUGCGUUUGGGAAGAGGAUUCGAGAGAGGAGUCGGUAUCGAUGUGUAUAA